Myiozetetes cayanensis is the source of this 1606-nucleotide messenger RNA. It is a transcript of the gene VRK3, whose product is annotated as VRK serine/threonine kinase 3. The transcript has 12 exons. NCBI's taxonomy places the organism in Eukaryota, Metazoa, Chordata, Aves, Passeriformes, Tyrannidae. Gene Ontology annotation, biological process: peptidyl-serine phosphorylation; signal transduction. Gene Ontology annotation, molecular function: protein serine/threonine kinase activity; ATP binding. The record is from RefSeq and is a predicted model, not a curated record. Bases 1 to 1293 code for a protein of 430 amino acids. Gene Ontology annotation, cellular component: nucleus; cytoplasm.
AUGUCGGGGCGGGGGCGGCGGGUCCGCGGGCGGCGCGGGCCGGGCACGGGGACUCGGACCCCGACACGGACCCCGACCCCGGAGCGGCCGCGGGCGGGGCCGGCCGGCGGCUCCCCGAGGCCCGGCCGGUUCUGCCCGCAGUGCGGGCGCGCCGUGGAGCCCGCGUUCCGCUUCUGCCCGGCCUGCGGCGGGAGGCUGCCCGAGCUGCCCGAGGAGCGCGCCGAGCGCCUGAGCCCUGCCCCGCCGGCCGCCCCCAGCCCUGCCGCGUCCUCCCCGCGGGCGGCCCGGCCUGGGCCCCGCUCGCCCCGCAAGCCCCGGCCCGGCCCGGCCGCGCCGCUCCCCGCGGACACGGUGCUGGCGGACCAGGGCGGGCGGCGCUGGCGGCUGCUGCGGCUGCUGGAGCAGGGCGGCUGCGGGCUGGUGUACGAAGCACAGUCAGCAUCUGGAACCUGCCCUCAAAAGCAAAGCUUCUCCCUCAAACUUGAUGCCAAAGAUGGGAGGAUAUACAAUGAACAGAAUUUCUUCCAGCGAGCUGCCAAAGCAGGCACAGUGGAGAAGUGGAAGAAGUGGCACUCUGUGCCUUUGCUGGGCAUUCCCAAUUGCGUUGGCUUUGGACUGCAUGGAGACAGCUACAGGUUUUUGGUGUUCUCUGACUUGGGGCGAACUCUUCAGUCGGUGCUGAGUGAUGGCUUGAACCUGCUGAGGGAGAAGGCAGCAUUCCAGGUUGCAGUCCGGCUGCUAGACUGCCUGGAGUACAUCCAUGAGAAUGAGUAUGUGCACGGGGACAUCACUGCUGAGAACAUCUACCUGAACCCAGCAGACCUCGCCCAGGUGACCCUGGCAGGCUAUGGCUUCGCAUUCCGGUACUGCCCCGGCGGGAAGCACGUGGCUCGGCGGGAGGGCAGCAGGACCCCUCAUGAGGGCACCCUGGAGUUCAUCAGCCUGGACAGCCACAAAGGUGCAGGACCAUCUCGCCGGAGUGACUUGGAAUCUCUGGGCUACUGUCUUGUAAAAUGGCUCUGUGGCUUCUUGCCUUGGUCUAACGUGCUGGACAGAGUAGAAACUGUGGUGGAGCAGAAGGAAAGGUACAGAGAGGAUGUGAAAUGCCUUCUGCGACUGUGCUUCGGGCACAGAUCCAUUCCAGAGGCCCUGCAGAGAUACCUGGAGCAGGUGAUGGCUCUGGAGUACGAGGAGAAGCCUGACUACGAGGCCCUGCGGCAGCUCUUCAAGAAGGCACUGGAAAAGAUGAAAUCUUCAGCCUAUGACUCUGUGGAUGUCCCAUUGGUGCCCUAGAUCAAGAGAACUUGCACAGGAAGAGUUCAGAGCUUUCUGCAGUGAGGCCUUUCCCACAGAUAUUUUUACUUUUACCAGUUUUAGAACGAGAGAGGUUUUUAUAAGUGCUUUCUUCCCAUUUUAAUGUGACCCAGUGCUGAAGUUGGAGGUGCUGCUGUAUCAAGUUAAUGUGAAGACACUCCUGCCUGGCAAGCCAGGGGAAGCAGUAGCUGGAGAAUUGCAAUGGAGCCACAGGGAGCAGGGAAAUUUAAUCAGGGACUUUUUUUAACUGGAGUGGAAGAACAUAGUUUUGUAAUAAACGUUGUGGACAAGC